Molecule: messenger RNA, 7410 nt
Organism: Amphiprion ocellaris (clown anemonefish)
Lineage: Eukaryota; Metazoa; Chordata; Actinopteri; Pomacentridae
Gene: znf646
Product: zinc finger protein 646
Exons: 4
Coding region: 375-4943 (1522 amino acids)
Biological process (GO): regulation of DNA-templated transcription
Molecular function (GO): RNA polymerase II cis-regulatory region sequence-specific DNA binding; DNA-binding transcription factor activity, RNA polymerase II-specific
Source: RefSeq, a predicted model, not a curated record
AAGCAAAGGUGGUUCUUACCAGACUCAGGGCAUUAAUAGUUGGUCCACAAUGUCACGGUACGCGGCUGCAUUUACUGAGACGCGGUGAUUGCUGUUGACGGGCAGCGGGAUGGGGGACGGCUCUAGGACCAUGAUGACGACAGCUCUCGGCAAGCCAACUCACUUUGCCUGCUUUCCCCAAUCUCAAGUCCCUCUGCGGAUUGUGUGGAAGUGGUUGAACAUCUUAAGUGGUGUCACUGCCCUGGACAUUCCUCGGACCUUAUUGAAAAGAAGUGAUGUCUUUUUAUAAGGACAAGAAAGGCAUCUAAUGCAUUUCUGUCCUGCAUACUCACACACGUUGUGUCUGGUGCACUUCAUUCAAUCAUUAUCUUGCAAUGGCAGUGCAAGAUUCUGGCAGGACAAUGGGGUUUCCUUGCAAACAGUGUGGCAUGGUAUGUCAUGAUAUGCAUGAUCUGCUGGAGCACAUGGAUGCUCAUCUGCAGGAAGAGGAAGAACGCAAAUACAAAUGUGAUGAAUGUGGACGUGGUUAUAGGCAUGCUGGUAGCCUAGCUAACCACAAAAAGACUCAUGAAGUGGGUUCUUUUCAGUGUAACAUAUGUGGUAAAGAAAACUCUAAUGCUUUGGCCCUCAAGAGUCAUCUCCGGAGCCACACAUCACAAAAAAAAUACUCUUGUGCAGAAUGUGGAAAAUCUUUUCGUCUGGCAACACAGCUGGCUACACAUGAGAAGGUUCAUAUGUUCAGACGAGAGAAGAAGCAGUUGUAUACUAAAGCAGACAUAGAAUAUUCCACGCAUGAAGAUGAACUCGAAAUUGAAAAUGAUCACCCACAUCAUCUUCGUGAGCAAUCAGCUAGUGUUGAUGAUUUUACAGAAAAUAGUCCAUCAGAGGACAAGUCGGAGGUUACAUAUGACGAAACCUGUGAUGAUACAGAAAGUCGACCAUACAGAUGUGAUAUAUGUGACAAAUCAUACAUACACCAUCGAAGUCUGACUAAUCAUAAAAAGACUCACCAAGUGGGAAUGUUUGAGUGCACAGUGUGCUUCAAGCAGUUCAAUAACAUGGCUGCCCUCUACAGCCACCAGAGAACUCACAAGGCAAGAAGCGGGACAGACCUCAAUUCACCCAGUGAGUCGUAUGCAGACACACCAGUGGACCACUUUUCACCUCAAAGCCAGGAUGCUCCAGUAAAUUUUUGUCAUUUGUGUCAGGUACUUUUCCCUAAUGAUGAUGAGUUUGAGGAACACAUUCAAAUGCACAACUCUUCAUCUCUUUCAUUUGGGCUUCAAGAUACUUUGUCCGAGAACCACAAUGUAUCAUAUGACAACAGUAUUGCUUCACCUGAGUCUAAUUUUUAUGCAUCUCCCAUAAACAAUAUUUCUUCAGUGUCAUCUGUAGGUAAUCAUGGAGGCUUUGAGCCACCACAAGAGAAGAUUAGAAGUAAUGGCCAUGUGUACUCAGAAUGCUCCAGUAAUAAUACUCCACCUUAUAAUAGCACUCAGGGAGAACACGCAAACACUCUCAGUCCUACCCUGAUGCCUGCACAAAAUACUGGCAGUGCAACUGAAGCAGAAGAGACUUCAACUGUAGAUUCUGAUGAGCGUCCCUUCAAGUGUCAAAUCUGUGGCAAAAGCUACCGGCACUCUGGGAGCCUCAUCAACCACAAAAGGUCACAUCAGGUCGGGAUUUACCAAUGUUCCAUAUGCAGAAAGAGUUAUCCUCACCUCGCCGCCCUCAAAAGUCAUCUACGUCUCCACAAAGCUCAGCCAUCAUCGUUUCACCUCAACACUGAGGGAGACUGGCUCUCAUCAGAGCCUCUGACUCUGGACAACCAGCAGGGCUGCUUCUCCUCCCAAGAUGCUGAUGAGGAGGAUGACAACAAUGAUCACCCUGUGCUUGGUAUGGAUCAGGAGAAUGGAGUCGACCACAGCAAUGGAGAACUGUACCAUGAACAGUUUAAUCAGGACUUUUCCCAGGAUAUGACUGUGCAUCUACCUCACAAUGAACACAUGAUGCAAAGGCACAUGUGUGCAGACUGUGGCGAGACAUUUGCAGAUAUUGCAGGGAUUAAGUCUCACAGCUGCCCACUGCUACAGCAGCAACAUAACACCACUUGUAGUGACUAUGACAGUAGUUCAAACCUCCAAGCUAGUAAUGGUCUCGGUGCCAUUGUGAAUCCAGGAAGCGAUGUAGAUUUUCAUGUUGUGAAUGGUAACCACGACCAAAAUUACUUUGAGCAGAAUUUCCAUGAAAAUACGAGCAGUGAUCAGCUAAAUGGGGACAGAGAUGACGAUGACACUGAUGAGGAAGAUGAUGAUGGAGAUCUGUAUCAGUGCUCUAUAUGUGGCAACAGCUACACCAGCAUGAGGGCUCUCAGGAGUCAUCUCCGAGGACACACACAGUCAAAUGGUACUCCUGCAAGCUCAGGGCCUUCUUCAAUGUCCUCUCACGAAGAAGUGAAAGAUGAAGACCAAGGUGAGAUGAUGAUCUGUAGUACAUGUGGGGAAAGCUUUGCUAACAGGCAGGACUUGGUUAAUCAUCAGCUUCUACACAAGGACCAGGUGGACAAUGUGAACCAUGUACAUAUGAACAGUGAUGUUUCUGAAAGCAAGGAGGAAACAGAGAGUGUCAUCUGUGGCAGGUGUGGCAUCUUCUGUACCAGUUACCACCAUCUUACAAACCAUGACUGCACUGCAGCUGAGAGGAAAGACGAGUUAAAACACACUAAAGAGGAAGUGAAAGUAAACGACAUUGCCCAGCAUGAAGAUACGAAUCUCAUCAGAGAAACUGUUGAUACUGGGGGUCGUCAGUACAAAUGUGAUCAGUGUGGGCGGUCAUACAGACACGCUGGCUCCCUCCUUAACCAUAAAAAGUCCCAUAAAACAGGUGUAUUCAGAUGUCUUGUCUGCCAGAAACGCUUCUACAACCUGUUGGCCCUGAAAAACCAUCAGAGGUCCCACUUCGAUAUUAAGAGGCAUACUUGCCAUGAGUGUGGGAAAGCCUUCAAAAUUCAGAAGCAGCUUUUGAACCACCUGCGAAGGCACAAAGAGAACCAAGCCAAAAUCCAGGAACUUAACAGCCAGAUCCAGGCCCUCAUGCAGAUGAAUGGGACCAGGUCAGCUGAAGGAAUGCAGUCCUUAACUUCAAAUGCCAAUCAGGCUUUUACAUCUACUCGGCGCUGCAAGCGACUGGCUGAAGAGAAGGCAAUGCAAACAAACUUGGAGACUUCGGUUAAAUCAGAGGACACAGACGAGCAGCGGCCUUUUGCCUGUGACCAGUGUGGGCGAACUUAUCGCCACGCAGGAAGUUUGGUCAACCACAGAAACUCACAUAAAACAGGUGAAUAUUACUGCUCUGUUUGUAACAACACUUACUCUAAUCAGCUAGCAAUGAAGAACCACAUGCGCACGCACUUUGCAUUUAAAAAGCACUCUUGUCAAAACUGUGGAAAAGGUUUUAGAGGAAAGAAGCAGCUAUUAGCUCAUGUCUGUGCAGACCUCAGAAAAGAUGGGGCCAGAGGCAGGAGAGGCCUAAAAUCUAGAGCCUUUAAGUGUAAGGAAUGUAAGCAGACCUUUCCCUCUGUUGACCAACUGGCAGCCCACACCUGUGAUGGACCUUCAGGUAGCGGAGAUGCACAAUCAAAUGCAUCUCCAAAUAAAGAGGAGCGGCCUUAUACAUGCAACAUAUGUAACCGCAGCUACCGCCAUGCAGGCUCACUGCUGAACCACAAAAAUACCCACAAGACUGGACACUUCAGUUGCAACUUCUGCUCUAAGCCCUUCACUAACCCCAUGGCUUUACGCAAUCACACGCGCAUACACACACAGAAGAAAAAGUAUGUGUGCCUCACAUGUGGGAAGGCCUUUCGCUUGGCCAGCAUCCUGCACAACCACCAGAGGGUCCACAGUCGGGUGGUGAGUCACUUCAGCUGUCCUGUGUGUGGAAAGAGUUUCCAGGGCAGGUCUGGCCUGAAGAGGCAUCGCUGCCACAGAGGUCAGGAGAACGCCACGCAAUCUGGAGUGCAGCAGUCAGAGAGGGGAGACAAGUGCUUCACGUGUGACCUGUGUGGCCGCUCCUACCGCCAUGCCGGCUCUCUCCUCAACCACAAAAAGACCCACUCCGACAACCUCCACCACUGUACGUUGUGUCUCCAGACAUUUCCUGAUCCUCUCACCCUGCAGAUACACUCCCAGAUGAGGCGUCACUGCUGCCCCGAGUGUGGCAAAACCUUCUGUCUGGUCGCACACCUGCAGAGCCACAUGGAGGUGCACUCCAAGGACCGGACUGCUGUGGUCUGCAGCAUCUGCCAGCAGAGCUUUCCCAGCACAGCCAGCUACCAGGAGCACCAUGACAUGCACCACGCGGCUCAGGGCCCCUAUCAGCAAAGCGAACCCAUACACAACAACCUCUGCUGGGACUCAGGAAUAGAUCAGUCCAUGGGGAUGGGUGGGUUGCACAGCCAAGUUCCUCCACCUCUGUCCCAUAUUCCAGAAAGCAUCCCUAAUUCACAGAAGAGUAGAGACAUUUUUGUCAGCGAGGAGAAGAGCCACGUCUGCGAGCACUGCGGCCGAACGUACCGCCACGCCGGCUCCCUCCUCAACCACAAGAACAGCCACAAAACAGGCUCUUUCUUCUGCUCCGUCUGCCAGAAAGAGUUCACCAACCUGAUGGCUCUCAAGAACCACCGACGCAUCCACACCGAGCCCAAGCGCUACCAGUGCCUGGAGUGUGGAAAGGCGUUCCGUGUGUCCACUCAGCUCAUCUGUCACCGAAGGAUACACACCAAAGAGAAGCCCUUCGCCUGCAUGCUGUGUGACAAGAGCUUUUCCAGCAAGUCCAACCUGAGGCACCAUCAGAAGAUGCACCAGAGCAACCAGACCUACAACUCUUCAUUUAGCAUGGAUGCUAAUGCAUUCAUGGACCUGGACAUGGGGUCUUUCCUUUGAAGUAGUGCUACAGAGCAUACAGGAGAAGAGGACAAGUGGUACUUUUAGUUAUUUCUCCCUCUAUCAAUAAUUGUAAAAUUGUAUUUUAUUUUCAGAAAGUGCUCCUUGCUCCUGACAGAAGCUCCUUUUGAAGAGAUGCACAUUUCAUUACUGACUUCCAGUCUUACCUCUGCAACAGAUGGUGACGUCACUGAAAAGUCUCCAGAGGGUUUAUCAGUCAGCUUUUAUGAAGGCCUGAAUGUUUUCCACGAAUGCACAGGAUCCCUAAGAAACAGUGCAGGUGAUGAAAACAUUAAUCUCCGUGCAUUCCUCAAUGACUAUCCAACCAACCAAAGUGAACAGAGAAGUGCAGCACAGGUCCACACAAGAACAAUAACGCUGAUAACACGUUUUUCAAAAAUAGUACUGUUCUAACUCCUGCUAUGUAUAAUUGUGUUCAGUGCCUCUGUAAGUUCCUUAGGAAACAAAACAUACAAACUAUAUGUAUCUCUGGUUCCUUUUGUUAACUUUGCCGUCAGUGUUGAAGGACUGCUCACCUUCUGUUGGGAUUUCAAAUAGGGCAAGCCUGUUAUUUUUCAAAUACCUCUGGAUGUGUUCGAAGGUCAGUGGCAAAGUUUCUAAAAUAAUAUUAUCAAGUAAAUAGUUGUACUGCUAAUAAUAUUCAAGUUCACGCCGAGUGACAUUGUAUGCUAAAAUGGAUGUAUUUAUUAAUUUAUUCCUGUUAAUUUUAUGUGCAUAUUUUACUAGAAGAACUUUCUAUGAAUGUUGUAUAAAAACGGUCUUCUAAAACUCAUGUAGCCUUUAAGGAACUCCUCAUCAGUUAUUUGUAACUCAUGAGCAUUCAGUUACAACGAUCUAGACGGAGCCAAGGAUGGCGUGUGUUACUGGCAGCGCUCAGGGUAAACCUUCAAAAGGGACUUACCUGAUGUGUUAAACAGUUGCUGAACCGAGCAUAGCAUUCUCGUUCCCAGUCGUGCCAUUUCAACACUUGCAUAAUUUCGCUCAUGUUACGGUUGUCAGAGUCACUCAACAUUUAGUUGCAGCUCCACUGGCUGUGCUUGCUGUAAUCCAUCUCCAACCUUGGAGGAGCAUCAGUUACAUUGAAGUGCCAGUGCCUAAUAUGUAAGUCGAUUGUAGCAGUUUAAUGUGAACAAACCUCCUCCUCUCACUGAACUUGUCAAACUGUAAACCAUUGAUUUAAUUUCAUUUUUUUUUCAAUUUAUCUCCAUAUCUGUGCAUCUCCUCGAUCACAAACAGCAAAGACAUCUUAAAGCAGUCGAUAAAAAUUUUGCAAUUGUGACAUGAAAGUGGUUCCUUUUUUGCUUUUUUCUCCUCAUGGAUUUUUAUUUAAUCUGAAAUGCUCUAUAUGAAUCACACAAGUAUAUACGUGGCAAAAAAAAAAGCCUCAUAUCUGCCAAGCACAAGUAUUAACCCAAACAUGAGAGUUUUAUUUACGAGGGCGAACCAGUUUCAUCUUCAUGUUCAUGAACCACUUAAUGCUCUGUGAAAAAUGUGCAAUUAUUGAUUCUUUGAGUUGUUUUUUUUUGUUUAAUGUGCCUGUUGUCCCUGCAGUGGUUUCUUUUCACUAAUCAGAAGCCAUGGCCUUUGUUUUUAGAACAAUCCACGACGAUUUUUUUUUCAUGCCUUUUGACAUUGUAUUUCAUGUAUCAAUAUGUUUGGCACUGGUCAGAAGUAUGAAAUACCUCGAAAGCCCUGCCUACCUAACAACUACUACUUAAUGCCUCAUGCAGCUUAAUUGUAGAGAAUACACUGUAAUCACACAAACUCAGUUAUAUUAUAAUACGCAUAGAAAGAUUGAAGCGUCGGUUUUAAGGUUUUUACUUUGUAAUUUGCAGAGGGCUCCGUAAUGCGGUUGUCUUUCUGCAGUUUGUUGUUUUUGAGAUUUAUAUUUGCACACAUGUAGAUGACACUUGUAGCCUAAGGAGGACAGAAAGUCUAUAAUAAUUCAGUCUGCUGUUGUUUGACAAGCAGCAAGUCGGUUGCUCGAUAAAUCACCUCAGCUAGAUUGCGGGUUGUAAUAUAUUAAGCAAUAUGCUCAAAAUGUCAUUUUAGUGCAUGAUUGGAUUUCCAUCUCACUUGUUUUGUCUUAUAUUAAGUACCACAGAUUCAGUAUGUGCCAUUUUGUUACAUUAUUUAAAAUCCUCUGUUUGAAUUCUGAUGAUUUAGUUGACCUCACUGGAACAUGUUUUAAUAUGCCAUGCUAACCUGUACAAAGGCACAUGCACAUUGGAGUUAAAACUGACGGUAAACUGACUUAUUUUUGUACAAUGUUCUUUUCUCCUUUGGCACUCGACACUCCCCCUGUCAUAACAGCCUGAUAUCGUGUUUAAUCUCAGAGUUCUGUAAAUAUUAGAAUGAAAGUGUUGGUUGAAUCUCUGUACAUUGGAUUGGCAGCAGGAGAAAACUGCUAGAUUAGCUAUUGUGUAAUAAAAAAGCAUCUUCCACA